ACUCAAAACAGCAAAGUUCCCAACUAAAUAAAGUCACCUUCAAACUUUAUGAACAUUUCAGCUGAUGGUCGGCACAUCAACCCCCUUUUCUUGUGACUUUAAUCUACUUCCUGGUCGCACUGGGAGAUUUGGAGCUAAGUUGCUAAGUGCGUUUGAUUGACAGACGACACAGUCCAGUUUGGGCUCCCACGACGCAACUACCCGAAACACAGACGGCAACGAAGGCGUGGUUGCCAAAACAUCUGGGCCAAUGGGUGCAGCAAGGAGGCGGGGCUGGCCAUUUCGCCGAAAAGGGGGAGCGAGUGUACAGCGGAGAGGUCUUUUCGGGUUUUGGGCUGGCAAAGUUUGGAUGCACCAACACGCCUAUUUGAUUGAAACACACAGGGAAAGGCAAAGAUGGGUUUACUGUGAACAAACAGAAAGAAUUGGGGGGUGUGGAGAGGAUAUUAUCUAUAGCCUGUUGUUGACAAAAAAAUAAAAAUAAACAAGAAGCAACAAAGAACUCAGAGGGGGAAAUAAAUUGGACCACAAAAUAAGCUAGUCCUUGUCUUUUUUUUAUUUUUAUUUUUUUUUGUGGGCAACGCAGCCCGAAGACAGAGGAGAAACUACCAACUAGCCUACAACCUCCAGUGGCCAGGAGAGAGAGAAAGCCAGGCUGGGUUCCUGGAGACAGACGCGGGAGAGACAGAAAGGAAAGGAUAGCAGCAGCAUUUUACGCCGUGGCCCCAGACAACAAGAGGCGACCAAGGAGGGAGAGGAAUUCCCCAGCACCGAACAAGCAGGUUGCCGGGGCAACUGUGUAGUGCGAGGAGGCGUGUCCUAUGUGACGGGGGGGUGGUGGCUUCAUAUUUGACCACGCCCCCAAGACACUAACAACCCAUCGCCGCGGCAACAGCGACUAGCCAGCCAUCACCGGGGGCAACCAGCACCAGCAGCAACACCACACACCUGCCCCCCCACAUGCUCACGGUGACCGUGGCCCUCUGCGGUGUGUGUGUGUGUCCCUGCGUUGCCGCCGCCGCCACUGCUGCUGCUGCUGCUGCCACCCCCGCUACUCCACUCUGCUCUGCUCCGCGUGCGAGCGAGUGUGUGUGUGUGUGUAUGUGAGUGUGCGUGCGUGCGUGUGUGUGUGUGAGUGCGUGAGUGUGUGAGCGUGAUGAGUGGCGAGCGGGUCCACAGUGUGAACCUCCAGAACUUCAGCUCGUCGGUGCUGGAGACGCUGAAUGAGCAGCGCCAGAGGGGCCACUUCUGUGACGUCACCGUGCGCAUCCAUGGCAGCAUGCUGCGCGCUCACCGCUGCGUCCUGGCCGCCGGGAGCCCCUUCUUCCAGGAUAAGCUCCUGCUGGGCUACAGUGAUAUAGAGAUCCCGGCCGUGGUGUCGGUCCAAUCGGUCCAGAAGCUGAUCGACUUCAUGUAUUCCGGAGUGCUGCGCGUCAGCCAAUCAGAAGCCUUGCAGAUCCUGACCGCUGCCAGCAUCCUGCAGAUCAAACGUGUCAUCGAUGAGUGCACACGCAUCAUGUCGGGGUCGGCAGGGGGCGGGUCAGGCUCAGGGCUUGGCACGGGGAGUGGAGACUGUUGCCAGGAGACCACGCCGCGCGGAACACCAGAGUCGGCGACGUCGGGGCCGAGCAGCGACGCGGAGAGCGGCUACAUGGCCAGCGCUACCAUGGCAACGCAGCAGGGGCUGGAGAGGGUCUACUCCUCGCUGUACGCCGGCGUUAUGCACAACGGCAAGGAGCCAGCAGGGGGAGCCAACACACACCACCCGCAGCACCACACGCAACAGGGCUACUUACACCCUCCCGGGGCCCCGGGACAGCCCCUCCACCCCCCCGGACAGGAGCCCGCCUGGGUCACGCGCAUCCACGAGCGCUCGCAGCAGCACAUGGAGCGUUACCUUAGCAACACGCCCGAGAGUUCCGGACACUGCCGAAAACAACCACGACCUGUCAGGCUACAGCCAGGUGUGCACAUCAAGCAGGAGGUUGAAGAGGAGUACAGCAGCUACUUGUCGUUCGCGGGCGGAGAGGAUGGAGGGGGUGGAGGAGGGGGGGGGGGUGGUGUGGGCGUAGGGGUUGGCAUGGUUACGUCUGGCGGGGGCGUUAACGAGAACGAGCCGAAAGGCGAGAGCUUCGACUCGGGCGUCAGCUCCUCCGUGGGCACCGAGCCAGACUCCGCCCCUGACCACGCCCACCACCAUCCGCAGCAUCAUCACUUCCUGUUUCCUGCCCGUGACGAGCAGUCGUCCGACGCCGAGGGGGGAGGGGCCUCUUCUCACGGCCACACCCCCACGCACCUGUCCGUCACCCGCAUUGAGGUCAGUGACUCUUCGCCCGAGCGAAUGAACGAGGAGACCGGGGGAUUAGGGGGCGGGGCCAGCCCUGUUGGCAUGGAGCUGAUUCCGCAGUCGCCAGGGACAACGCUGCCGCCGUCGCAGCUGUACAUGCGGGGCGAGAGCCCAGGAGGAGGCCUGAGACUGCCUCUCUCUCUAGCCAGCAACACUCAGGUCAUAGGCCCGUCUGCCAAUGCGUUUGUCCCUGCGAUCUUCGCGGCCGCUCAGCCCUCCAGUGCUACUAAGCCCUUCCUCUUCAGCCUUCCCCAGCCAAUGGGAGCGGGGGCUGGGGGGCAGUUUGUGACGGUGCCCCCCUCCGGCCCCCCCGGCGCCCACGGGGGCCCCCACGGUGGCCUGUCGCCCUUCGCUGGGGGGCCACACGGGGGUCACGCGGGGGGCAGCGGGGGGGUGGGGGCCGCUCAGCAGGGCGAGAAGAAACCCUACGAAUGCACACUCUGCAGCAAGACCUUCACCGCCAAGCAGAACUACGUCAAACACAUGUUCGUGCACACUGGUGAGAAGCCACACCAGUGUUCUAUCUGCUGGCGUUCGUUCUCCUUAAAGGAUUACCUGAUCAAGCACAUGGUGACCCACACGGGUGUACGCGCCUACCAGUGCUCCAUCUGCAACAAGCGCUUCACCCAGAAGAGCUCGCUCAAUGUGCACAUGCGUCUGCACCGCGGGGAGAAGUCCUACGAGUGCUACGUCUGCAAGAAGAAGUUCUCCCACAAGACGCUGCUGGAGCGCCACAUGGCCCUGCACGCCGCGGGGGGAGUGGCCAUGGAGGUCGGGGGAGGGGCCAUCUCGGCCGGCAUGGGAGUGGGAGGCGGCCUGCACGGCAUGGGCGGGGCCAUGGUUGCCGGGGCGCUGGCUGGGGCGGGGGCCGGGGGGGGCGUGAUGGUCGCCGGGCCGAUGGGGGGUGCUGGCGCGGGUGCGAGCGUUAGCGUUAGCGUGGUAGCGGCGGCUCCGGGCAUCAGCGCAGCGGUGGGCGGAACCAUCAGCUCGGUUUCCUCUUCCUCCUCGUCCGUCAUUGGCCUGCCCGGGGAGCCCGGGGUGGCUGGGUUGGCCAAUCAGGGCUCGGGGGCGGUGCCUGUGGUGUCGGAGGGCGCAGCCCACCAGGAGUCGACGACGUACGUGUGUUCCGUUUGUCCCGCCAAGUUCGAGCAGAUGGACGCCUUCAACGAGCACAUGCGCAUGCACGUCACCGACGGAUAGCCAGCCAGCCAGCCACAGUCCACCCGGCAACCAGUCACGUUCCACUCAGCCCAACCAAUCAAAAAGCUUUCAGUCCACACCUGGCAACCAACCAACCAGUCCAAAUCUUUCAGUCCACCCAGCAACCAAUAGAAAUCCUUUCAGUCCAAACAAGUAACCAGAGAACCAAUCAGCAUCAGCGGAAUACAUCAUGAUUCCAACUCCACCUUCUCAGAACACAGCCGGCCGCCUGACUCCACCCCUUACAGUUCCAGUACGACUCCCCAAAUCACACAAAAGAACUUCCUGUUUGUUUGCUAUGAACACAGAGGAGGAACACAUGAAUGGAGGAUAUGAAAAAAUAACUACAAUGGCACUAGAUUUUUUAUGUUCUUUUGUUUUUUCCUUUUUUUAAUUGUCUUAAGUGAUCUUUUUGAAGGCAAUGUUUGAAUAUAUAUAUAAAUACAUAUAUAUAUAUAAAUAUAUAUAUAUGUUGUUAGCACAUGUAUGCUAUUACUACUGGCACAUUUUUGAAAUAUUUUGUCUUUAUCUUACGAUGUUUCCCUUUUAAAACAGCGUGUUUAUGUGUUUUGUUCUCGUUGGCUUUAUGGUAUGAUUUGAUUUCUUGGUGUUAAGAAUUCCUUCAUUGUUGCCUUAAAGGCUGGUGUGAUGCUGGCGUGUCGACCAAUCCACUGGCUGGAUCGCGGCGACACAGCUGUUGCUAGGCGGCCUCUAAACCAAUCCGUAAUAAGGUGAAGAUGUGUGGAUGCUCUGACUGAGCUUAAAAUAAGUCCUGUGUGUAUUGCCGAUCACGUUAUGUGUUAAACACUACCAGAAUCUGGCGUUAAAAAAAAGAAAAAAACCUAAGAUUCAGAACUCUUUUCGCAUGCACACACACACACACACACACACACACACGCACACACACACACACAUUCAGAUGCCUGAAAGCCAGUUCCAUUCUCUCGUGCUCCACAGCAGUCUGAAGACGGGGGGCAUGCGGAGCUCUGGAGCAGGCAACUAUGGACACACACACUCUCUCUCUCUCUCUCUCUCUCUCUCUCUCUCUCUCUCUCUCUCUCUCACACGCACACCCACUCACACACACACACACACACGCUCUCUCUCUCUCUCUCUCUCUCUCUCUUUCCUUAUCUCUCUCACACACACACACACACACACACACACACACACACACACACACAGCUGUGUAGCUGGCGACUGGACAUAUCCACUCGUCCGCAGUUCUACACGUCAGCAGUCCAAUAUCACAGCGUUGUACUAUAGAAUAUUUCCAAGGCAUUGCCAUGUUACCGUUUCACAGUCUAAGCGUUGGAUAUCUACAAAUAUGUUUGGAUUUUAGCUGUAGACCGAACUUUGAACGGCUCAAAAAAAAGCGUUCAAGGAUAACUGUGGUAUCAAUAUAGUACAUGUUGACACAAUUUUAUAUUACUUUUAUCAAUGACACAAAGAAAUUACAAAAGAAAAACAAAACAAAAAAAAAGAAGAAAAAAAAAGCGACACAGAUAUGCCUUGUUCAUUUGUUCAUCAUUGUGGGGGAUUGUAACGGUGAGAUGUUGACACUGGGUUUGUGAUUAGUGAAGAUGACUCGUGUUGCUGUGCCACGAUGUUUAAUCAUGAUGAUGAUGAUGAUGAUGAUGAUGAUGAUGAUGGUCCUUUUUGUUAUUUAUUGGCCGUGUAGACGUGAGGGGAGAUGAUGGCACGUCAUGUUGCAGCUGUUCUUGUGACAAUUGUCAUUGUCAUCGUAAAAAAAAAGAAAAAAGAAAAGCACGUGGUACAAUUUGGCUUGUAAAGUAGAACUCCAGAAAAAUGGCAAACGUGGUUCUUUAAACGGUGUAACGGUUGAGAGAAUAAUGCUUUUAUGCGAUUAGUGCGAUCAGUGUGUCUCAUUUUAAUUUCAAACUUCAUCUUCAAAUUUCUUCAUUGUCGUGGAUGUUGAUCUUGUCAAUACUUAAGUAGAUUUUAUAGUCACUAUAGCUCGAAGGUCAACUUAUUCCACAUUUUGUGCUUGUUUUUAUAAAUAUCCAAAGCAAAAAAAAAAACCUUAGAGGAAGAAAAAACGUAACGCUUUAACGCACAUUAUGUUUGAUUGGUUUGAUCUGCAUCACACUGCCACAAGAAUUCCUUAUUGCAAAAAAAAAUAUAAAACAACAAAAAAAACUACACACACACAAAAA
This is a messenger RNA of Engraulis encrasicolus (European anchovy), 5724 nucleotides long. It is a transcript of the gene zbtb20, whose product is annotated as zinc finger and BTB domain containing 20. The transcript is spliced from 9 exons. Gene Ontology annotation, molecular function: DNA-binding transcription repressor activity, RNA polymerase II-specific; RNA polymerase II cis-regulatory region sequence-specific DNA binding; protein binding. NCBI's taxonomy places the organism in Eukaryota, Metazoa, Chordata, Actinopteri, Clupeiformes, Engraulidae. The record is from RefSeq and is a predicted model, not a curated record. Gene Ontology annotation, biological process: regulation of transcription by RNA polymerase II. Gene Ontology annotation, cellular component: nucleoplasm. Bases 1157 to 3547 code for a protein of 796 amino acids.